UGUCACAGGCGGUCUGCGGUCACGAGGUGGUAGUGGUCAGGUGCUUCGCGGAGUGCCUUCUGCUCUCAGUGUCUCAGUCACCGAGUCACCGUGUCUCACCGUUCAGCGCACAGUUCAGCGUGAGUUCGCGUUCGUUCGACCUGGCCUCAACUCCGACCUCCGGGAUGACGGGAAAGCCGAGCGGCGGCCUGGUCCGCGCAGCGCCGUUCCUCGCGCUGUUCGCCGUCGUCGUCUGUCACUUGGACUCGGUCCGCGCCUGCACGCCCGCCGUGAUCUGGUGUCCGCACGAGGACUACGAGAGUAUCUUACAGAAGUAUAGCUUGUGGGGGGCCUACCGAGUGGUGUUGUCGAACCCGCUGCACAAGCUGAAUUCCGAAUAUUUCCUGGGUGGCCUGGUCGAGCUCAACGUCACCGAGCCGGCGAUCAUCGCCGAGGAGCUGUGCGUCGAGGAUCUGCGGAACAGCAAGGUGCUGUCGAACGCCGUCAACGGUUCAAAGAUCAUUUAUUUCCCAUGUGUCAUCACGCCGGACGUAGUUUACCGGAAGAUUUACCGGAUUUACGAGAUAAAAACGAUAGAAGAUAUGAACGAUGAUCACGAGCUCAACAUGGCCCUGAAGGACAUCGAUUCGAAUUCGUGCAUAGCGAUUACGGGAAAGCAGUGCCGUUACAGCUACGCCGAACGGAUAAAGAGAGAAGCGGUUGCGGACAAUUCUACGGAGUUCAAGAUAAAAACAGACAGAAUUAUUCUGUAUUCCGCUAAGCCACUGUUGUUCAGGGCAUCUGACAAGUCGGAGCAUGUGGAACUUGUUCAAUCCAAAGUCUCCGGAGCAUCAAGUCGGAGCACCAAGGAUGAGAAAACUGUGAUCUUGGCCAUCAAGUUCGCCGGUGUCGAGAACAUCGGCGAUAUGACACUUGAGUUCUUCUUCCAGAUCAAAAGCGUCGGCUACUACACGCUGAACAGAGUGAAUUACGAGACGAGCAACAAUGGAGAACUGUUUACCAGGCGGGACAUUUCCUUCCCGUUCAAUUUCUCUUAUCAUUGCACGCCGAAAACUGUAUUCUCCGGAAACGGCUCCGCGUACUUGAGCAUCUCGGAUAUGCAAGUACAAGUCGAUCCCAAGAACGUGACGUUCAGUGAUGCGUACGACUGCGUCGGUUUUACCAGUAUACCGAUUUGGACGGGAAUAUUCGUUACGGCGAUACUGGGCAUGAUUAUGAUAUGGGCGCUGACUAUGAUCAUGGAUAUCCGUACGAUGGACAGAUUCGACGAUCCUAAGGGGAAAACUAUUACGAUCUCCAGCGCGGAAUAGAAUAAUAAUGGAAACUUAUAAUGCAAUUAUAGGUAUUGAGUACUCGUGCGAAACUUUAUCACAAUUAUCGUGUCGAUUGUUCAAGAUAACGAUUAUCGUCUUGAACAUUUAAUUCCCCGAUUUGAGUGUCACACGUUUUCACAGAAACCGAGAGAGUAUUUAGUAGUAAUGAUAAUACUAGUCUCAUUACGAAGAACUUUCGCUCGAUGUAUAAAUAUAUCAUUCCUUUGUAUAAUAUUAUCUUACUUUCGAUAUUUAUAUAUUGUUCGCUAUUGUACGUUUGCUGUUUGUAUGAUAUAAUGGUUAUGAACUUCUUAUGUUAGUCCUUAUGCGUAUGGAAAGUUCUAAAAUCCUUCGAGUGAGUGAAAAUAGCACAAUAUACAUAUAUCAUAUUAAAGAUAUAAACGGAAAGUGUUCUUUGAAACAGGAAUAUCAUAAGCAGUAGAAAAAUAAAUUAGCCAUGUAAACUCACGGUGCAACCGAGACAGCUGCGUUAUUGCCCGUUAUAGCGCAAUGUAAUGUUUUAUUAUUUCAAAAAACGAUAGUAAAAAAAGGCGGAUUGUGAACCGAGAACCGUCACACGGUAGGCGAAUAAUUUCUACUGGAUAAACGCCUUCUAUAUGCCUGUACAAGCUUCCUUGUUGAUAAGAGUUUGUAAAAAAUAUGUAACAUAAGCUAUAUAAUAUAAAUGUUUAAUAUAAUGUAUAAGACAUACAAUAUAAACGUCCUGUAAAAUUGA
This is a messenger RNA of Temnothorax curvispinosus, 2049 nucleotides long. RefSeq lists its product as uncharacterized. NCBI's taxonomy places the organism in Eukaryota, Metazoa, Arthropoda, Insecta, Hymenoptera, Formicidae. Bases 165 to 1310 code for a protein of 381 amino acids. The transcript is spliced from 3 exons. Gene Ontology annotation, cellular component: proton-transporting V-type ATPase complex. The record is from RefSeq and is a predicted model, not a curated record.